This is a messenger RNA of Myripristis murdjan (pinecone soldierfish), 911 nucleotides long. RefSeq names its product microfibril-associated glycoprotein 4-like. The transcript is spliced from 6 exons. Gene Ontology annotation, biological process: blood coagulation. The coding region runs from base 1 to 717 and encodes 238 amino acids. The record is from RefSeq and is a predicted model, not a curated record. NCBI's taxonomy places the organism in Eukaryota, Metazoa, Chordata, Actinopteri, Holocentriformes, Holocentridae.
AUGCAGCUGCCCUCGCUCCUGCUCCUGGCCCUGGCUCCAGUCCUGAUCCGCUGCCAGCUGAUCCUGCCUGUGGACUGUAAUGACAUCUAUCACGAUGACAACAGCCAACCCAGCGGAGUGUACACCAUCUAUCCCAUCGGGGCCACCUCUGCGGUCCAGGUGUACUGUGACAUGACUUCAGUAGGAGGCGGCUGGACGGUGAUCCAGAGGAGGAUGGACGGCUCGGUGAACUUCUACAGGCCCUGGGCCGAGUACAAGUUGGGCUUUGGUGUCGCUGCUGGAGAGUACUGGCUCGGUCUUGAGAACAUCUUCCACCUGACACUGAGGCGAAGCUACGAGCUGCUGGUCGACAUGGAGGACUUCGAUGGAAACAAAGUGUCUGCCCGCUACUCCUCGUUCUCCAUUGAUCCAGAGAGCUACGGAUACAAACUGCAAGUGUCUGGUUUCACUGAUGGAGGAGCAGGAGACUCUCUGACUUAUCACAGCGGAUCUAAGUUUUCCACUAUGGACAAAGACCAGGAUGCCCAUAGUAGCAACUGUGCUCGACUUCUCCUGGGGCCUUUCUGGCACAACAGUUGUAACUAUGCAAACCCCAACGGUGUGUAUCGACGGGGGGCUGAUAAUACCCCCAGCCGUGUCGGAAUUGAGUGGUACCAUUGGAAGGGCUAUGAGUACUCCCUGAAGUCCAUCAGCAUGAAGAUCCGUCCUGUGAAGUAGUUCUUCCAGGACGUCAACACGCAGCAGAAUACUGAUCAGAAUGAAUUAGACCUCAGAUAAGUCACUCAAACAGCUUUCUCUGCUUUCUCUACUUCAGCUUUCUCUGAAUGAGUCCUGACAGCUGCAGUAGUGAGCAUUACUCUGAAUGUGAUGAUCUGCUGUGUGGUGACAAUAAAGGACAAGCUGAGCAGAAA